CCUCUCGUUGCUACGCUACCAGAGCCUGUGUGUAGAUGCCCGUUAGCCCAAACAGUUAGCUUAGCUAGCUAACUGAGCUGGCGGCUCAUUUUCCGUGUUUUUAGCUUAUUUUAUUAUAAAAUAAAACUAGACACUAUGACACUAACGCCGAUUAAAGAUGGCGAGUACACCGCCACAGUCUAUAAAAUGAUCAAAGAUGGCCGAUAUGGAGAUGCUAUACACAUACUGAGCAAUGAACUUCAAAAGCAGAUGAAAUCCAGGGCUGCCUUAUCUCUGCUGGGCUAUUGCUAUUACCACAUGCAGGAUUUCACCAAUGCUGCUGAGUGUUAUGAGCAGCUAAUUCAGCUGCAUCCAGAGGUGGAGGACUACAAACUCUACUAUGCUCAGUCCCUGUAUGGAGCGUGUGCUUUCCAAGAGGCAAUGAAGGCUACCUUUACUCUGGACAACCCCACAAGUCACACUAAGAUGAUAAAGCUGCAAGCUGCUAUCAAAUAUGGAGAAGAGGAUUUUCCUGCAGCAAUGGCCCUGGUGGAGCAGCUGCCCGUGGAUGACCCGGACACCGAUGUGGAUCAGGGCUGCUUGCUCUACAAGCUUGGGGAGUAUGAAAAGGCUUGCGUGAAGUUUGUGACCGCUAUGCAAGUGCUGGGCUAUCAGCCAGAUUUGGCAUACAACAUCGCCCUCUGUCACUACAGCCUGAAGCAAUACGCAGCAGCGCUCAAGUACAUCGGAGAAAUAAUUGAGCGUGGGAUGAGAGAGCAUCCAGAACUUGGAGUGGGUAUGACGACAGAAGGCAUUGAAGUAAAGAGUGUCGGAAACACACUCGUGCUGCAUGAAACGGCAUUGAUUGAGGCUUUUAAUUUAAAAGCAGCCAUUGAGUACCAGCUGAAGAAGCAUGACGCUGCCCAGGAGGCACUGACUGAUAUGCCGCCAAGAUCAGAAGAGGAGCUGGAUCCAGUCACCCUUCACAACCAGGCUCUGAUGAACAUGGACACAAAGCCUUCAGAGGGUUUUGAGAAGCUGGCUUUUCUCCUGCAGCAGAACCCUUUUCCACCGGUGACGUUUGGCAACCUGCUUCUGCUCUACUGUAAAUAUGAGUACUUUGACCUUGCCGCUGAUGUGAUGGCUGAAAACGCGCACCUCACUUACAAGUUCCUUUCAACAUACUUGUACGAGUUCCUAGAUGCUAUGCUGACGUCACAGACAUCUCCAGAAGAGGCUUUUCGAAAGCUGGAUGAAAUCGCUGCAAGACUAACCGAGCAAUUACGCAAGGUUACCAAACAGGUACAAGAGUCACGGCGAACGAGGGAUGAUGAAGGCCUGAAGAAAUCACUUGAAGACUAUGAUCAACUUCUAGAGGAGUACAUUCCUGUGCUGAUGGCACAGGCUAAGAUUUACUGGAACCGAGAGAACUACAACAUGGUGGAGAAGAUUUUCCGCAAGUCUGUGGAGUUCUGCAACGAGCAUGACACUUGGAAGCUCAACGUGGCGCAUGUGCUUUUCAUGCAGGAGAACAAAUACAAGGAGGCCAUUGGAUUCUAUGAGCCCAUUGUCAAGAAACACUACGACAAUAUCCUCAAUGUCAGUGCCAUUGUCCUGGCUAACCUGUGCGUGUCCUACAUCAUGACGAGCCAAAAUGAAGAGGCAGAGGAACUGAUGAGAAAAAUCGAGAAAGAAGAAGAGCAGGUGUCUUACAACGAUCCAGACAAGAAGGUGUUUCAUCUGUGCAUUGUCAACCUUGUGAUUGGGACUUUAUAUUGUGCUAAAGGGAAUUACGACUUCGGAAUUUCCCGUGUGAUAAAGAGUCUGGAGCCGUACAACAAGAAGCUUGGUACGGACACGUGGUUUUACAUCAAGAGAUGCUUCCUCUCCCUGCUGGAGAACAUGGCCAAGCACAUGAUCAUGCUGAGAGAUACUGUGGUCCAAGACUGCGUCCAGUUUCUGGAAAACUGUGAACUGUACGGGAGGAAUGUGCCAGCCGUCAUCGAGCAGCCCCUGGAGGAGGAGCGCAUGCACAUCGGCAAAAACACGGUCACGUACGAGGCCCGCAUGAUAAAGGCUCUGUUCUAUGAGGUCAUUGACUGGAACGAUUAGGGUUGUUGUGGGUAUCAUAACCCUGUACAGUUGGAGUUUGUCAAGAAAUCUUAUAAAUUGAUUCAUCAGUGAUCAUCCAGAUGCAGUCAAUCAGCAAAGACAGGUUUGAUAUCUAGUACAGUACUGUGCAAACAUUUUAGGCACCAAAGCAAAUAACACUAAUCCAACACUAAUCUCCGAAAUAUGAGUGUUUUGACCUGAAAAAACACCACUUAUGAUUUAAACAGAUGCAAAUAAACAUACAUACAGUAAAACAUAACAAGGAAUUCUCAUUUUUAACUAAGUAUGUUAAAUCCUGUGAGCCGAGCUGAAGAAGGUGAAAGUGUAGAGAUUCCAGAUUUCUCCUGGAUGCUCCUCAGCCAGCAUGUGUAUAUUAUAUUCAGUUCCAUCAGCAGCUCACCUGAUUUACCACAUUUACCAGUAAUUUACCAAACCAGGUGUUGAUUAAUAUGAUGAGAGCUGGAAAUAACUCUAUUAAACUCAGAUGAGGAGGAGAGAUUAGGAGAUGUUUUAAGAAAAACAGGGUUGUAAAAGCUGCUCUGCUUUUUGUAAAAUUGCUGUUUGUAUUUAUUAUAAUGCUGCAAUGUGUUUUACUGAGCUAAUAAACACUUACUGCCCAGAUAAGACACUUAUUUUUUACUAAAAUUCCCAAAGGUGCCUAAAACAUUUGCACAAUAAUGUAUAUCUAGCAAACACUAGACUUUCACUGUCAGUUAUAGGCCUGUCACAAUAAUUACAUGCAUUAUCAAUUUCAAUAUCAUCGCACUGUAUAUGUUUUCUGAACAACAAGGUUAACAUAAACAAGAUGGUGUAUCACAUAUAAUGGUCUUAAAACCACAAUAAUAUUGCUAACUACGCUUAUUUAUUACUUAUUAAUAUAUACACUACUGGUUUUAGAACACCCCUAUUGUUUAAGUUGGCCAAGAUAAGCAGCUUUUUUUAUUGUGUCAUCUUAGCAAUUACUUACUAUUACUGCUCCUGACAGAUCUCUAAUUUUUCUCUUCACUGCUAAAACUAAGACUCAGUCCAAUCAUGUUAAUCUAAGCUAAAGGUUAAAGCUGUUGCCAUGUGGUCAGCCAGACGUCUUCCUGUCUUUUGAAAGUGUUGGGAACAGUACUCACCGCUCUUAGGCUUCUUCUGUAAUUUCUCUAAAGAAAAUACUUUACUUUUAAUAUUUACAGAGUUUUUUACAAUACUAAUUUUUUUCUUUCAGUGUAUAGUUUAUUUGUUUUGUUUUUUGGAAGUUUACUGCAAGAUUUUGUACACUGGAUUUUGUAGCAUUUCCCUUUAUUCACUAGACCUGAAGAGAUUAAGUGGCUAAAAUAAAGGGGGAAAAAUAGGGGUGUUAUAAAACCUUUGAUUGGUAGUCUAUAUGAUCCAAUAAAAAAAGUGAUCAAGACAGACAUAGUCAGCAGUUACUCUGUAAAUACAUGCCCCAUAAAAUAUAUUAAAUCUGCUCAUAACACAUUUUUUUAAUCAUUUUUGUAAAUAACAUCAUUUAAAUACAGUAUGAAAUUACAUAAGUACAUGUAAACAUAAAUAUGGCACCUAAUUUGAAACAUAUGUACAUAACAGGAUUAGUAUCUAAAUGCUAAAUCACUAUUUUAGCUUUAUGCAUCAAAUACAUUGAAAUUAGAUUAGUGACAGUACGCAGAAUAAAAAAGCACACAUUAGAUAUCAUGCAUGUCUUUGCUGAUUUUUUUUUUUUUUUUUUUUUU
Messenger RNA from Astyanax mexicanus (Mexican tetra), 3809 nucleotides. It is a transcript of the gene ift70, whose product is annotated as fleer. Gene Ontology annotation, molecular function: protein binding; intraciliary transport particle B binding. The transcript is spliced from 19 exons. The record is from RefSeq and is a predicted model, not a curated record. The coding region runs from base 136 to 2091 and encodes 651 amino acids. Gene Ontology annotation, biological process: intraciliary transport. Gene Ontology annotation, cellular component: intraciliary transport particle B; axonemal microtubule. Lineage: Eukaryota; Metazoa; Chordata; Actinopteri; Characiformes; Acestrorhamphidae.